CUAAAUUCUUUCUAAUACAUGAUAAGGUAACGACGUAUGUGGACUUGUGAAGUUUCCAUCAUGGCGUCCGCUAGGGGAAAUGAAUCAUCGGAGCAGGCCAAGCUGAGGUUCCAGGUUGAGCUGGAGUUUGUUCAGUGCCUGGCCAAUCCCAACUACCUGAACUUUCUUGCCCAGAGGGGUUAUUUCAAAGACCAGACAUUCAUCAACUAUCUGAAGUACCUUCUGUACUGGAAGCAGCCUGAAUAUGCCAAGUACCUCAAAUAUCCACAGUGUUUACACAUGGUGGAACUGCUACAGUACGAGGCCUUUAGGAAGGAGCUAGUGAACUCCCAGUGUACAAAGUUCAUCGAUGACCAGCAGGUUCUCCACUGGCAACAUUACACCAGGAAGAGGAUGAGACUACAGCAGGCAGCAGCAUCACUGGGACAACAGGUGGCACAGCAGUCAGAUCAACAGGGACCUACUUCAUAGCUAGGGGUGGACUGGGGUUCAACAGGGACCUACACCAUAACUACGGGUUGACUGAGGUUCAACAGGGACCUAUGUGUAACUAGGGAUGGACUGAGGUUCAACAGGGACCUACAUUAUAACUAGAAGUGGACUGGGGUUCAACAGGGACCUACAUCAUAACUAGGGGUGGACUCGGGUUCAACAGGGACCUACAUUGUAACUAGAGGUGGACUGAGGUUCAACAGGGACCUACAUCACAACUAGGGGUGGACUGGAGUUCAACAGGGAAAUACAUCAUAGCAUGCAAGGGGUGGACUGGGGUUCAACAAAGCCCUAGGGACCCUCUUCAUAACAAAGGGUAGACUGAGGUUCAACAGGGACCUACAUCACAACUAGGGAUGGACUGAGGUUCAACAGGGACCUACAUCAUAACUAGGGGUGGACUGGAGUUCAACAGGGAAAUACAUCAUAACUAGGGGUGAACUGAGGUACUUGACUAGAAGAUCUUUUUGGGCAGUUAAAAAAAACAGUGGACCAGUAUCUGACUGUGAAGUACAUGCCCAACAUACAACAUUGUUUAAAGGUAUUUUACAUGUUGUCAUUGAAGGUACUGGCUGGUAGAGAAGUGUCAAACUGGAAGCUACAUGUACAGAAUAUAUUUUAACAUACUUGACAAGUAUCUUUUUUUUUCAGUAGGAAAAUGCAUCUCAUAUGUACUGAAUCCACAGGAAAGUCCUGGUGUAUAUAUAUCCAAAUACAUGAUUUUGAUUUGUAUGAGCAUUUCAUAGAAGCUGUAACCCUAAUUUCUGUGAAAUUCAGUCUUGUUUGCACACGUUGUACAGUACAA
This is a messenger RNA of Branchiostoma belcheri (Belcher's lancelet), 1297 nucleotides long. RefSeq names its product mediator of RNA polymerase II transcription subunit 31-like. The record is from RefSeq and is a predicted model, not a curated record. Gene Ontology annotation, biological process: regulation of transcription by RNA polymerase II. Gene Ontology annotation, molecular function: transcription coregulator activity. The coding region runs from base 37 to 471 and encodes 144 amino acids. Gene Ontology annotation, cellular component: mediator complex; core mediator complex. The transcript has 4 exons. Lineage: Eukaryota; Metazoa; Chordata; Leptocardii; Amphioxiformes; Branchiostomatidae.